Messenger RNA from Branchiostoma belcheri (Belcher's lancelet), 3957 nucleotides. Its product is annotated as mucin-5AC-like. The coding region runs from base 1 to 3957 and encodes 1318 amino acids. NCBI's taxonomy places the organism in Eukaryota, Metazoa, Chordata, Leptocardii, Amphioxiformes, Branchiostomatidae. The transcript has 5 exons. The record is from RefSeq and is a predicted model, not a curated record.
AUGGCGAGCCUGGUUCUCCUGGUGAUGAUGGCUACACUGGUGACAGUGACGUCCAGCAAAGAUUGUCUGGAGGGGACUGGCCUGUCCUACCGUGGUUCAAUAAACGUCACGUGGUCUGGGCAGAGCUGCCUCCCCUGGGAUACCGCGGAUGUGGAAGACUGCGGCUUCAGCAGUUUGAGAUUUCCUCUGGCGGACCUGGACAGCAACUACUGUAGGAACCCGGAUGGAGACUACCUACCGUGGUGCUUCUACGAGGAGCCUAGCGGCAUUGCCCUGAACUGCACCAACUGGCACUACUGCGCUAUACCGCCUUGCUCCGACUGCCGGACGGGUAAAGGCAUGUCAUACCGCGGGACGAUCUCAGUGACCAGGUCGGGACGGACGUGUCAGGCCUGGAGCAGUCAGUCCCCGCAUCCACACGAGUACCCCCCGGAACUCUUCCCAACAUCCGGACUGGACGAAAACUACUGCCGGAAUCCGGACGGUCAGUUUGAACAGCCCUGGUGUAUCACCAUGGACCCGGACCACUUAGCUGAGUACUGUUCCGUGCCCCUUUGUGAAGCUACCACCACCGCACCUGGUAACAACCAACAAACGACUUUCACAUCACCCUUUGUCUCCUCAACAACCGAACAACCAACAACAGCGACACGAAAAACAAGCCACGUCCCCAGGACAAGUAACAAUGUAACGAAAGAUGUAGUGCUGACUGGACGUAAUACUAGUACUACUUAUAACACUGUGACUCCUAUAACUGUGACAAGAUCUAGCAUGCCCGCAGUACCGACUACUGACAAUACCACUGACAGUUUAGUUAAUACUAGUAGUACUAAUAGUACAUUGACUCCAACUGUGACUGUGACUGUAACUAGCAUGCCGACGUCCGACAGUACUACUUACAGUCCCGUUAAUACUAGUAGUACUAAUGACACUGCGACUCAUACAACAGUGACGACACCUACCAUGAACACAGUACCUACUACUGACAUUACUACUUAUAACACUGAGACUUCUAUGACAGUGACGGUACAAACCACUGACAGAAGAAGCAACACAACCCUACAACAAACCCCUGACAGGACAAGCAACACAAUCCUACAACAAACCACUGACAGACCAUUACAACAAACCACUGACAGAACAAGCAACACAACCCUACAACCAACCACUGACAGACCAUUACAACAAACCACUGACAGAACAAGCAACACAACCCUACAACCAACCACUGACAGACCAUUACAACAAACCACUGACAGAACAAGUAACACAACCCUACAACAAACUACUGACAGAACAAGUAACACAACCCUACAACAAAGCACUGACAGAACAAGUAACACAACCCUACAACAAACUACUGACAGAACAAGUAACACAACCCUACAACAAAGCACUGACAGAACAAGUAACAAAACCCUACAACAAACUACUGACAGAACAAGCAACACAACAUUACAACAAACCACUGACAGAACAAGCAACACAACAUUACAACCAACCCCUGACAGAACAAGCAACACAACCCUACAACAAACCACUGACAGAACAAGCAACACGACACUACAACAAACCACUGACAGAACAAGCAACACAACCCUACAAACUACUGACAGAACAAGCAACACAAUCCCAGAACAAACCACUGACAGAACAAGCAACACGACCCUACAACAAACCAAUGACAGAACAAGCAACACAACAUUACAACAAACCAAUGACAGAACAAGUAACGCAACCCUACAACAAACCAAUGACAGAACAAGCAACGCAACCCUACGAACUACUGACAGAACAAGCAACACAACCCUACAACAAACCACUGACAGAACAAGCAACACAACCCUACAACAAACCACUGACAGAACAAGCAACACAACCCUACAACAAACCACUGACAGAACAAGCAACACAACCCUACAACAAACCACUGACAGAACAAGCAACACAACCCUACAGCAAACUACUGACAGAACAAGCAAUACAACAUUACAACCAACCACUGACAGCACAUUACAACAAACCACUGACAGAACAAGCGACACAACCCUAGAACAAACCACUGACAGAACAGGAAAUGCAACCCUACAACAAACCACUGCCAGAGCAAGCAACACAACCCCACAACAAACCAGUAACAGAACAAGCAUCACAACAGUAGACAGGAAUGACAACAGAGUUACGACCGUUGGAACCGAGAGUACACACAGACCUGCUAUGAUCAAUUCUACGGAAAUCAUUACUACAUUCAUGACAUUGACAGACAAUGGCACAUACACAUCAGACAAUACAGUUCCUUACAUCGCAAAGACGACAUACGCUCUUUCAACGAACACCGAGGACACUUCAUCAGCAACAGUCGCAGAUAACAUCACCACGACAUCGCUAAUGUCUUCUGUUGACAACUCCACAGCUAUAACCAAACCAACCCAUACUACCCCUGCCUCGCCCAUAGCCUCCUAUACUUCACCGUCUAUGACAAUUUAUCGAGUGACCAGUCAAACUGGUACACCUCCUACUGCCAGUCAACCUGGCACUGCAUCUAUGUUUAUAUCCAACAGGACCAGUGGCAAUGUGACGUUAAAAGACUUUACAUCGACAAGGACCGAAUCUAUAGCAAUCAUUGACAAUACCACAACAGCUACAGCCCCAAGUACAUCAAAUAAUCUUACCGAGAUGUCCACAACAGCCCCAGUCAUGGGAGAAAAUGCAACAAUGUACAACGGCACAAAUGUCGAUGUAACACUACAACCAUCUACAUAUUGGAAUCACACAUUCACAUCAGCUGUAUUAAAUACAACCAGUAGUAGCGCCACGUCACGAAAUUUCUCAGCACAUAAUCACACGUCCUUUACAACAACGACAACGCUCUCUACAACGGGUAAUUAUAGCAACACCACAUCAGCUACAACCAACGUGAGUGUCGCUUCUUAUACUUACACAUCUAUAGCACCAGUGACAACAUCAAAUACAACCAAUAGCAAGGUUUCAUUGCAGACAGAAAAUUAUACUUCCAUAUCACCAGUGCCUACACUUAACAUGAACAGUUACAAUAUAACAUCACAAACAGUUACGCCAUCUACAUACGAGACCACAUUCAAUGCUUUGGGCAGCAGCAACGCAUCACAUACAGCGGCUACACAUACGGUUACGCCCACCAACACACUAAGCACGUACAUAUACGAUACAACCAGGAACAGCACCAAAACCAUUACAACACAACCUUCUACAUUCAAUGUGGACAAUAAUAAUACAACAGUCUUGCAUUCAGCAAUCAACCAGACGCUAGCAUCACCAUUGACAACAUUCAGUACAGCAAGUAAAAGUAGCAAACCAACAACUGAUGCAUUCUUUACAACAGACUACACUUUAAUAACAGCAGAUGGUAACGUCACCAGUGACAGUAACACAGCGUAUACACCUACACCUUCUUUUAGUAAACACACUCGUAGAUCCAAUACAACGGUUCCCUUUACACCUAAUGAUACUUCUAUGUUAAACAUAUCCAGUAACAACGAAACUUUAUAUACAACCACUGCCAAUACUUCCUAUUACAGCUCUACAAUCAACACAAUUGGUCACAAUGCCACGUCUUACACAAAUAGUCCUCCCAGCCAUACUUCCAAAUCCAGUAGUAUCGAACCAACAUUAGAUACAACCACACUUCCUACACCGAAUUUCACUUCAAAAUUCACCACAACCAGUGACAACGCCACAUUACAUACAGCUACAUCAACUGUCGACAGGCACAGUAGUAAGCACGUCACACCACGUGCAUCCACUCUUCUCGCUGUCGUUCAUACUUCCAUUGUUGAUGCAACCAGUAACAACGCUACAAUACAUACAACAACUCCUCGUGACAGUUACACCUCUAUAUUCAACACAACCAUCAGCAAACCUAGCCAACAAAACGACUGUUACAGACACUUACACAUCUACAUCAAAUACAACAAGUAA